This is a messenger RNA of Mercurialis annua (annual mercury), 333 nucleotides long. RefSeq lists its product as uncharacterized. Lineage: Eukaryota; Viridiplantae; Streptophyta; Magnoliopsida; Malpighiales; Euphorbiaceae. The transcript is spliced from 2 exons. The coding region runs from base 1 to 333 and encodes 110 amino acids. The record is from RefSeq and is a predicted model, not a curated record.
AUGUUUGAGGAGAGUGUGUGCCUUCUUCUUAGAGCAGCGUGGUUUAAUCCCUUAAUUGUGGAGAGUUAUGAAGAUGCAUUUGAGUAUAAUGAUGAUGAUGAGAACGAGGAUGAUCUAGCCUACGUUUACUUAAGGCGUCAAGAUGCAAGGCCAGUUCUUCGACCAAAUCCGCACGAUUCUGAUGUUGGUUCGUCAUCGCGUGAACCUAAGAAGAAAGAGGCUGCAAAAGAUAUAACAGGGCGGCGUGCCAAGAGGACACUUAAGCGUGAAGCUGCUGAUAAGGCGGCGGCAGCAAAACAUGAACAGCGGAUAUUAAACUCUCUAGGUCACUAA